AUGGGAUCUCUUAGUCAGCCACCCAGCCAGUACGACGUGCUCAUCGUGGGCGCUGGAUUCUCUGGUGUCUGCGCUCUGCACCAUAUACGCGAGCGUUUUCCCUCGUGGCGUGUCAAAGUGCUCGAAGCCAGUCCUGGCGUCGGUGGUACUUGGUACACCAAUCAGUACCCCGGUGCGCGAGUCGACACAGAGUCUCUAACUUACCAAUUCUCGUGGGAUAAGGAGUUAUUGGAGGAGUGGUACUGGAAAGAGACAUUCUCCACUCAGCCCGACGUGCUCAGGUACAUCGAGAGAGUGUGCGAAAAGCACAAUCUCUAUAAAGACAUCCAACUUAACACGAGAAUAAAGUCGGCAAGAUGGCUCGAAAAUUGUCAUAAUUGGGUGUUAGCUGACGCAAAUGGCUCCGAGUAUCGUACAAAGUUCUUCGUUAGCUGCUUAGGAUUCCUCUCUCAGCCUGUUCUACCCCUGAUUCCUGGCAUUGCCAAUUUCAAGGGUCAAUCAUUCCACACAUCAGCUUGGCCGAAGCAACUUGACACCAAGAAAGACUUCGCAGGGAAGAGAAUCGGGAUCAUUGGCACAGGAGCUACAGGCAUCCAGACGAUCACAGCCUUGGCAAAGGGUGCCGAGCUCAAAUCACUUACGGUGUUCCAAAGAACCGCGAAUUGGUCUGCUCCCCUCCGUAACACAACGAUAUCCCCGGAACAGAUGAAGCAGCACGUGAAAGAAUAUGAGCACUUAUUUGGACAAUGCGCCAAGACUUCCUCUGGCUUUUUGUAUCAAGCCGACCCGCGCAAGUCAUCAGAGGUGACUCACGAGGAACGUUUGGCCCUCUGGGAGAAGCUUUACAACGGCCAGGGCUUUGGCAAAUGGCUAGGCGUCUUCAAGGAUACUUAUACAGACCGCGAGGCCAACAGACUAUACUCGGACUUCAUGGCGGAGAAGAUCAGAGCACGUGUCAAUGACCCCGAGAUCGCUGAUUCGCUCAUCCCAAAGGAUCACGGCUUUGGCAUGAGACGCGUGCCUUUGGAGAGCGGAUAUUUUGAGGUGUAUAACCAAUCGAAUGUCGACUUGGUGGAUCUAAGGAAAACAACAAUCGAGACUGUUGAUGCGUCAGGGAUUAGGACUACGGAUGGCAAGCGUCAUGAUCUGGACGUGCUCAUCUUUGCUACGGGCUUUAAUGCCAUUACGGGGUCCUUUAGCGCCAUCGAUAUCCACGGCAAAAACGACCGGCCACUCCUUGGAUACAGUGACAUAGAGACUGGAAAGAACGCCAUUUGGGUCGACCAUAAGCCAAGAACUUUUCUUGGAAUCAUGGCCCCCGACCUGCCCAACACAUUUAUGGUGCUUGGGCCAGACCAGCCAUUCGGUAAUGGUACCCGCAGCCUCGAGAACGCCGUCGAUGUCGUCAUCACUAUGCUGCAGCACAUAUUUGAUCAUGGCUACACAGCCGUAGAGCCAAAGGCGGAUGCUGUGCAGGCGUGGGGGGAGCAUGUUGUGGACUCUAGCAAGGGCUUGCUAGGCAACGAGGUAGAUAGCUGGAUGACUGGUGUCAACACCAACGUGAAGGGCAAACAGGAGAGGACCGUUGCAAGAUACGUCGGCAAUGUGGUCGAAUAUAGAAAGCGGUGCGCUGAUUGUAAUGCAUCAGGCUGGAAGGAGUUAAGCUUUGCUAAGUAUGUAUGA
Molecule: messenger RNA, 1683 nt
Organism: Neoarthrinium moseri
Lineage: Eukaryota; Fungi; Ascomycota; Sordariomycetes; Amphisphaeriales; Apiosporaceae
Exons: 1
Coding region: 1-1683 (560 amino acids)
Molecular function (GO): flavin adenine dinucleotide binding; NADP binding; N,N-dimethylaniline monooxygenase activity
Source: RefSeq, a predicted model, not a curated record